AUCACACUUGUGACAUCGUUCUUUAGUAACGUUCUUGGCUUUGCAACCGUCAACGACGCAUCUCGUUCGAACAUCAACAGAUUGAAGUAAUUCACCCGAAAGAACAUCCAAAUCUUUUUCUGCGUGAAAAUGAAGUGUGCAUUGAUCUGUGUGGCUUUGUGCGUGGCCGCGGCCGUGGCCAUCCCCGUCCCGGACCAGAACGCCGAAACGCUCAAGUACGACAACAACAUCAACGGUGUCGACGGGUACAGCUAUCAGUACGAGACGAGCAACGGCAUCUCGGCGCAGGAAGCGGGCGAGCUGAAGGCGGUCGGUGAGGCGUCCGCCCUGGCCGUGCGUGGAUCCUACACGUACACGGCCGCCGACGGACAGGUGUACACGGUGACGUACAUUGCGGACGAGAACGGAUUCCAGCCGGAAGGCGAACAUCUGCCGAAGGAGUAGAGCGUAACGAAUGGCGUACUCGAGAUGUAAAUAAAUGGUUGGAAAUUGUACCAAAACA
Messenger RNA from Anopheles coluzzii, 502 nucleotides. RefSeq names its product flexible cuticle protein 12-like. Gene Ontology annotation, molecular function: structural constituent of chitin-based larval cuticle. The record is from RefSeq and is a predicted model, not a curated record. Bases 130 to 444 code for a protein of 104 amino acids. Lineage: Eukaryota; Metazoa; Arthropoda; Insecta; Diptera; Culicidae. Gene Ontology annotation, cellular component: chitin-based extracellular matrix. The transcript has a single exon.